GGUAAGUAGAUCGCGAACGGUAGACGAAAAGAGACGAAGCAGGGAAACACGUGGGUCCAGAAAGUCUCCAAUCAGAGUGAAGAACGUGGCACCUGGUAAUGAGAGAGAUUUUCGUCUUAAGGUCAAAUCGGCUUCAGUAACUGGCCGGAUAAACGACAGGCUGCACCAAGCUUCAAAUUUAUAUACGUCUCAGUUUGGACUACCAUCCAUAUUUCUUUCUUUCAAGCUUGGAGAGAGAGAGAGAGAGAGAGAGUUUUAGGAAGAGAAACGAUGGCACUGGGUGUGAAGGCUAUUCCAUUCACCUUUGUGGUACACGUGCUGGGAAUUGCAGGUCUGAUUUUGGUGUUGGUUUGGACCAUAGAUUUCAGAGGCGGUUUAGCAUGGGAAUCUACCAACAAGAGCCUCAUCUUCAAUAUCCAUCCUGUGCUUAUGUUGAUAGGCUUAAUCAUCAUAGGGGGUGAAGCCAUAAUCAGUUAUAAAUCACUUCCUUUGAGUAAAGAGAAGAAGAAGUUGGUACAUCUGGUGCUCCAUGCUAUUGCUCUGAUACUCGGUAUCAUCGGAGUUUAUGCUGCUUUCAAAUAUCAUAACGAGAGCUCCAUCGCUAAUCUUUACAGCUUGCAUUCCUGGCUUGGAAUUGGUAUUAUUGUCCUCUACGCUAUUCAGUGGAUAUACGGGUUCCUGGUCUUCUUCUACCCAGGAGGAUCUGGUGAGCUUAGGAGCGCCUGUAUUCCUUGGCAUGUGGUAUUUGGAUUGGUCGUGUACGUGCUGGCGGUGGGCAAUGCUUCAUUAGGGUUCUUGGAGAAGCUUACUUUCCUGGAAAAUUCUGGGGUCGCCAAGUAUGGCUCGGAGGCCUUCCUUGUCAACUUUACCGCCGUUAUCACGAUAUUGUUUGGUGCCUUUGUUGUGUUAUCUGUGCUUUCUCAGGCUCCAGCAGAAGAUGACCAUAGCUAUUCGGCUAUUUAGUGCAUGUGUCAUGUUUUUUUUUUUUUAAGCGCAUGUGUCAUGUUUUUUAGUAUUGACCGAUCGAUGCAAGGAUUUCCCAUGUGGUUUGAUUAUUAGUAAAAACGAUGCGUACUUAAAUAUAUAUAUAUAUAUAUUUAUCUGUAUUCUGUGGACAUUAAAUUGCGACCUCUAAUAAAUAAAAUGAUUAUUGUUCA
This is a messenger RNA of Juglans regia (Persian walnut), 1157 nucleotides long. Its product is annotated as transmembrane ascorbate ferrireductase 1. Gene Ontology annotation, molecular function: oxidoreductase activity. The coding region runs from base 271 to 963 and encodes 230 amino acids. The transcript is spliced from 4 exons. The record is from RefSeq and is a predicted model, not a curated record. NCBI's taxonomy places the organism in Eukaryota, Viridiplantae, Streptophyta, Magnoliopsida, Fagales, Juglandaceae.